Mangifera indica (mango) is the source of this 856-nucleotide messenger RNA. Its product is annotated as histone deacetylase complex subunit SAP18-like. The record is from RefSeq and is a predicted model, not a curated record. Lineage: Eukaryota; Viridiplantae; Streptophyta; Magnoliopsida; Sapindales; Anacardiaceae. Gene Ontology annotation, biological process: negative regulation of DNA-templated transcription. The transcript has 6 exons. Bases 116 to 583 code for a protein of 155 amino acids. Gene Ontology annotation, molecular function: transcription corepressor activity; transcription factor binding. Gene Ontology annotation, cellular component: nucleus.
CAGUGAAGCCGUAGGGCUUAAAGGCCUAUCAUCCUGGUUUUACUUCUCUAAGCGAAAAGCUCUCCCAUCUCUCACACAAUCAAGUAAAACAGAGAAAAAUAGCGGAGAAGAAACCAUGGCUGCACCUUCAACCCAUAAUAGAGCGGGUUCAGGCUCUGGCAGACCCCACCCUUCUCAGUCUCGCCCACAAAACCAACCUCCUCGCCCCCGCUUCGAACCCGUCGACCGCGAAAAGACUUGCCCUUUGUUGCUUCGAGUUUUCACUAAGAUAGGAAGUCAUCAUAGCGUGGAAGACUUUGCAGUUAGAGGCAAGGAACCCAAAGAUGAGGUUCAAAUUUAUACAUGGAAAGAUGCGACUCUUCGGGAAUUAACUGAUCUAGUUAAAGAGGUUGCUCCAGAGGCAAGGAGAAGAAAUGCAAAGUUGUCAUUUGCUUUUGUAUAUCCUGAUAAACGUGGUCGAUUUGUGCUGAGACAGGUGGGGAUGACUCAUUCUUAUGGAAAUGGGAGACGACUUGAUGACAGUAAAGCAUUGGCGGAACUCAACUUUGAGAUUGGAGAUUACUUGGACGUAGCUAUCUUGUAGAAUAGAAGCUCUUCUAUGCAUUAAGCAGCAAUGGAGUUACAUUAAUACAUCCAUCAAUUUAUUGUUGGUUUGUAAGGUGUGUGCUGUACUCUUAGAUAUAUUUUGACUUGGAAUGCCCAUUUCUAAGAUGACAUAUGUCUAUAGGAUUUAUUUAGCUCCCUUUGAAUGAGUUGGUGUCGUAACAUAUGUUGUAAGGAUGCUGGACCCUGUAUUUGCUUUUAUCAUUCAGACAGAAUAUUUUAAGUUUUAUGGAUUCUGUUUUGCCUUUUUUAA